AUCAUGGGUUUGGUUAAUAUGAAUUAUUUGCUUGUACUUGUACUGUGUCUGGUUGCAGCUGACCCGCUUGAAGCCUUUUUCGAGCACAUCAGUGUCUCUAUAUCUAACCAACUGCCUAAUGGCGCGCCUUUCACCAUCCACUGUAAAUCGAAAGACGACGACCUCGGAACCCAUGUGAUCGGGGCGGGACAGAGUUACGAAUUCUCAUUCAGGAUCAACUUCUGGGAGACCACAUUGUUCUUCUGCGGGCUGGGGAAGCAAGGUGGGCAUGUCGACUUCGACAUCUACAAGGUCCCAUACAGGUGUGACGACUGCAAGUGGCAGGUAAGAGGGGAUGCUGUUGUCGGACUCGGUAUGGACCCUGAUUCAAAGGACAUCGUUAUUCCUUGGAAGUGAAAAUGUUCAGGGCAGGGGGGUAUUUGUAAUGAGAGAAAUCAAUAAAACCGUGCAAUGUGAUUAUGUGAACGUUAUUACGGAUGCUUGA
Molecule: messenger RNA, 484 nt
Organism: Punica granatum (pomegranate)
Lineage: Eukaryota; Viridiplantae; Streptophyta; Magnoliopsida; Myrtales; Lythraceae
Source: RefSeq, a predicted model, not a curated record